AUUAGAUGGCGGCCGCGCCCAGCCAGGUGUUAUAAAACGAGCACAGACAGUGUGUGGUGAGGGCGGCUGCAGAGAAGCUUGUGUUCGAUUGUCACAGGAUUAAAGUAAGCACUUUUCUGCAAGAAUGCCUACCACAAAUGAAACGGAUGACCGUAUGAAAAAGUUUAAGAAUAAAGGCAAAGAUGUAACGGAACUAAGGCGACGAAGAGCUGAAGUCAAUGUGGAGCUUAGAAAAGCCAGGAAAGAUGAGCAGAUUCUAAAAAGGAGAAAUGUGUCCUCAUUUCCACAAGAGUUGCUUGACUCUCCUGAACAAAAGAUUCAUCAGGGUCCUCCACUAUCUCUGGAAGAAAUAAUUGAAGGUAUUCAUUCUGGUGAUUCAAGUCUUGAGCUGAAAUGCACACAGGCUACCAGGAAAAUGUUGUCACGCGAGAGGAAUCCUCCCUUAAAUGAUAUCAUUGAGGCUGGACUUAUACCAAGGCUGGUGGAGUUCCUGAAUUACCAUGAUAACAGCGUUUUACAGUUUGAAGCAGCUUGGGCCCUCACGAACAUUGCAUCUGGCACCUCAGACCAGACCAAAGCUGUGGUAGAGGCAAAUGCUAUUCCAUCCUUUAUCUCACUGCUCUCUUCCCCACAUGGACAAAUAAGUGAACAAGCAGUUUGGGCACUGGGGAACAUUGCUGGUGAUGGUCCAAUCUACAGAGACAUACUGAUCAGCUGCAAUGUGGUUUCAGCACUUUUAGUCUUGGUGACGCCACAGACUCCGAUUGGUUUUCUCCGGAACAUUACAUGGACACUGUCCAACCUUUGUCGUAAUAAAAACCCAUACCCGCCCAUUCAGGCUGUUAAGCAAAUAUUGCCAGUGCUAACACAGCUUCUCUACCAUGAGGACAAAGACAUAUUGUCCGAUACAUGUUGGGCAAUGUCCUAUCUCUCAGAUGGUGCCAAUGAUAGGAUUGAUGUUGUUGUGUCAUCAGGAGUUGUAGACCAAAUAGUGAAAUUAAUGCACAGUCAAGAACUUAACAUAGUGACGCCAGCCCUCCGUACUAUUGGAAACAUAGUCACAGGAACAGACAAGCAGACCCAAGUAGCCAUUGAUGCAGGAGUCCUGUCUAGCCUGUCUAAGCUUCUUCGUCAUCCUAAGCCUAGUGUCCAGAGGGAGGCAGCAUGGGCUCUUAGUAAUAUUGCUGCAGGAACCGCUCCACAGAUUCAGCAGCUGAUAACUUGUGGCCUCCUUGCUCCACUGAUUGAUGUUCUGAAAGAGGGUGAAUUUAAAGCUCAGAAAGAAGCCGCUUGGGCAGUGACAAACUACACAAGUGGAGGUACUGUAGAGCAAAUAGUACAGCUGGUACAUUGUGGGGUGCUGGAACCACUGCUUACCCUCCUAACGGUGAAGGACAGUAAAACAAUACUGGUUAUCCUAGAUGGCAUUUCAAAUAUAUUCAUGGCUGCAGAAAAACUGGGUGAGCUGGAUAAACUAUGUCUAGUUGUGGAAGAACUUGGAGGCCUAGAGAAAAUGGAGGCUCUGCAGACCCAUGACAAUCAUAUGGUUUACCAUGCAGCCUUGGCUCUUAUAGAAAAAUACUUCUCUGGCGAGGAUGCGGAUGACAUUGCUGUCCUGGAACCAGAAGCCACUAAAGAAAAAUAUGCAUUUCAAGCACCAAAUGUAACAAAGGAGGCUUUCAAUUUCUGAUGCAGGUCUGGGGAAAAGGUCAAAAGCUGGAAAUAGUAACUUGGUCACAAUAAAAGCAAUAUUUGUAAAUUU
This is a messenger RNA of Rana temporaria (common frog), 1762 nucleotides long. RefSeq names its product karyopherin subunit alpha 7 (gene KPNA7). Gene Ontology annotation, cellular component: cytoplasm; nucleus. NCBI's taxonomy places the organism in Eukaryota, Metazoa, Chordata, Amphibia, Anura, Ranidae. Bases 125 to 1690 code for a protein of 521 amino acids. Gene Ontology annotation, biological process: NLS-bearing protein import into nucleus. Gene Ontology annotation, molecular function: protein binding; nuclear import signal receptor activity. The transcript is spliced from 11 exons. The record is from RefSeq and is a predicted model, not a curated record.